AUGAAUUGUCGAAAUCCACAGAAACGAAUGCAAUCACAGUUUUCGACUAUCAGAAAUAUCUGUGAUCGAUUUUUAAAUUCCGCGGAUAGCGAAGAAACACGACAGUUUAGAAUCACUCUUCAACGUCUUCGAAAUAUUAAGGAUCGAUUUCAAAAUAAAGAACAACUAAAGCUAGCAAGAACAAUGACUGAUAAAUUGAUCACAAUGCCGAAUCGAUUGGAAAUUCGGGAAUUAACACUGUACGAAUAUCAACAAUACGAAGCGAUAUUCCAAAAUUACACACAAUUAGUGGAUUUGAAUAUUCAGGAAAUGAAGGAAACAAGAGAUUGUAGUCUCUAUUCUCCACUUCUAAAACCACCAUCAUUUUCUGAUCGAUUUAUGAACGAAUACUGGAUUGAAUGUGAUAAUGAAAAGAAGAAGGAAUUGGAAGAUAUCAGUGAUUCCGAACGUUUCAUUUGCUUCAUCGAAAUGAAUUCUGAUGAGAAGACGUUGAAAUGUGAUCAUUUGUGCUUCGAAUUGGCUCCAAAUCCAUCAAUCAUGUCCACACUGUCGAAGAGAACAGUUGGAUCCUGA
Molecule: messenger RNA, 573 nt
Organism: Caenorhabditis briggsae
Lineage: Eukaryota; Metazoa; Nematoda; Chromadorea; Rhabditida; Rhabditidae
Exons: 3
Coding region: 1-573 (190 amino acids)
Source: RefSeq, a predicted model, not a curated record